CCCCGUUUCGCUCCCAUCCUGCCGCCGUCGGGCUCGGCUGCGUCCCUCCAAACCCUUUUGCCCUGAAGAAGAGGAGCAGAGGGACUUUGGGGCACCCCCGGGGACAGGGGACGGGGGGUGACAGAUGCUCUCAGCACCCCCCCCCACUUCUCCUUUAGUGCCCCUUCCCCUGACUGCAGGACCUGCCACCAAAGACCCCGAGACGGGGUUCGCCCCACGGUGGAUUCGCAUCCCCAUGCGAUCCCCCCGCUGCCUCCUCGGGGCCCUGGUGACCAUUCUGCUGCUGUCCUUUGUGAUAUGCGUGUCUUGGCUGCUGGUGGAGAGGCACCAGGGGGCUGCGGGGUGCAGGAACGCGUCGCAGGGACAAAGCUUUGCCUCCCUGGGCUGCACCCACCUGGGGCUGAGGACGAGCCUGUGCCCCCCUGGAGACUUUGGGGGCUGCAAGCUCUGUCCCGUGGGGUGGUCGCUGCACAGGAGCAAAUGUUUUUGGGUCGCCAGCAAGAGCAGCUCCUGGAGGGAGAGCCGGGAGAACUGCAGCCGUCAGAGAGCCCAGCUGCUGGUGCCAGAGGACCAGGGCGAGCUGGAUUUCCUAAACCGAGUCAUACAGAAACCCACGCGCUACUUCUGGAUCGGCCUCUCCGUGCCCUCCGUGGGGAUGGGGUGGACCUGGCUGGAUGGCUCCCGCCUGAACCGGAGCCGGUUCAACCUGAGCACCCUGAACGCCAGCGGAGCCUGCGGGGCGCUGAGGGAGGACAGGAUCAUCUCCGAAACCUGCGGCUCUGCCUUGGCGUGGAUCUGCCAGAAAGAGGCCGUCCUGCUCUGAAAUCGGGCAGCCACUUGGGAAAAAAAGUAGAAAAGCAAAUAA
This is a messenger RNA of Oxyura jamaicensis (ruddy duck), 865 nucleotides long. RefSeq names its product killer cell lectin-like receptor subfamily B member 1B allele C. Lineage: Eukaryota; Metazoa; Chordata; Aves; Anseriformes; Anatidae. The transcript is spliced from 5 exons. The record is from RefSeq and is a predicted model, not a curated record. The coding region runs from base 125 to 823 and encodes 232 amino acids.